This is a messenger RNA of Metarhizium acridum CQMa 102, 3252 nucleotides long. The record is from RefSeq and is a predicted model, not a curated record. NCBI's taxonomy places the organism in Eukaryota, Fungi, Ascomycota, Sordariomycetes, Hypocreales, Clavicipitaceae.
AUGCCAGUCACCAAACCACUAUCGUCCCUUAACCCAGUCGGAUCUGGGACCGAGGGAGACAAGCAGCAAAAAGAAGUGUUGAUUACCCUGGAUCUAACCGCAUUUGGUGCUGCAGACACUGGUACCCCCGAGUCAGUCCCUCGAACCGUGGCCGGCAUGGUCAAUGAAAAGGGAGAGAUCAUCGACAAGACAGGCAAGGUGAUAGGAACCGUCUUGGACGUCAAGGACCACGAAAAGCUGGUCGGGGAUGCAGUGACCGAGAAGGGAGACGUCAUCUCAGACCAGGGCGAGAGCCAAGCCAACGUUCACAUUGACGACAACUACACCCCGACACAAGUCCCGGCACAGGCCCCCGAGAAAAAGGAGGGCGGCGGCUGGAAUGUUCUGGGCAAGGCCAAGUCGGCCAUGCAGUACGGCGACAGCAUCCGCAACGCCGUGUCCUAUGGCCAAAACUUGCAAGGCGCCUAUAACAAGUUUACCCAGGGCCAAAAGGCCGAGGCGGACAAGACGGGCGAGCAUGUCAAGGGCGUCGAGGGGGCCAAGGAGUCUGCUGGCGGCGAAGACCAGAUACCCGCGCCCGUUCAAAUGGAGGAUAAGGACAAGCCUACCCAGGAGGACGUCGGUGCCGCCGCCGGGACAGAAGGGUUGAAAUCCCAAGAGCAGAAGGAAGGAGAGGCAGAGACGUCUGCUGCCGGGGACAAGGGUGCUGCAGAGCCUGCUCUGGGUGAGACUGGAAAGGAGGCCGGAGAACAAGGUGGCUCCUUGGCCGUCCAGAGCCCGAGACCUAUUUCUGAGCAAGACACAGGGGGUAUUCCUGAGUCUUCAAAGGAGACAGUUGAAGAAGCUGCUCCGGAAGGACAAAAGGCCCCCGAGGAAGUCGAGGGUGUCGCGGGCGGUGACAAGCUUGAUCAAGACAAAGCAGCUGAACUUAAGCGUGGAGAGGGCCAGCUUGGCGGGGACGACAACUUGGAUCAAGAGAAGUUGGAAGAAACCAAGCCUGGUGAAGACACUCUAGGUGAGGCCAAGGAUGAGGUCGCCAGCAAGGGUGAACAAGGUGAACAAGGUCGACUCGGCGGGGAUGCACUGAGUGAGGAAAAGUUAGGAGAAGAAACCAAGCCUGGCGAAGACACUCUGGGUGAGGGGAAGGAUGAGGUCACUGGCAAGGCUGAAGAAGGCCAACUCGGCAAAGACAAACUAGGUGAAGACAAGUUAGAAGAAGAAACUAAGCCUGGCGAAGAAACCAUCGCCGAGGACAAAGGUCAACUUAGCGAGGAUAAGCUGGGUGAAGACACCGUCGGUGAGGCCCAAGAUGAAGCCGCUGGUAAGGUUGAAGAGGGUCAACUAGGCGAGGACAAAUUAGGUGAAGACAAGUUGGACGAAACCGAGCCUAGCAAAGAAGCCCUCGACGAGGGCAAGGUUGAAGAGGGUCAACUGGGCGAGAACGAGUUAGCCGAAACCGAGACUAGCAAAGAAACUCUCGGCGAGGGCAAGGAUGAGGUCACUGACAAGGUCGAAGAAGGCGCAGAGGAAGCCGGAGAGACAGCCGAAAAACCAUUGGACUUUACGGUACUCAAAGGCACCAAGGUCAACAAAGUCGGCAACUUGGUCAAUGACAAGGGGGACAUUAUCGGAAGACUCGUUGACGGCGACCCCAAACAGUUGAUUGGCAGGGCUGCCGAUGAAGAAGGGCAAAUCUGGAACGACUCCGGCAAGGUCAUCGGCAAGGCGGAGCCCAUCGCCGACGCCGACCGAGAUGAAGCAGCCAAAGAAUUCGCGCCGUUCGAGAACUUCCCAGACGCCGUUGUUGAAGGCGACGGACGCGUCAUGUCCGAGGGCCGGCAGGUUGGCGAAGUGAUUGAAGGAGACCCCAAGCGCAUGAAGGGCAGCCGCGUCGACGAGGACGGCGACAUUCUCGACCGUCGCGGCAACGUCAUCGGCAGGGCCAAACCCUGGGACGAACCAGAGGAAGUACCCCCCGAGGUCAUCGACAUGUCGUCCCUGGCCGGAAAGAGAGUCAACAAAGCCGGCAACGUUGUAGACGCUCAUGGCCAAAUCUUUGGCCGCGUCGUCGAGGGCAAUGUCAAGGCUCUUGUGGGCCGCAUGUGCGACAAAGAGGGCAACAUCAUGAGCGAGUCGGGCGACAAGAUAGGGCGCGCCGAGCUGGUCCCCGAGUCGGAGCGCGAGGGAUCCCGCGAGGGACCAUUCGCAGAACUCUCCGGCUGCACCGUCGCCAGGGACGGAACGGUGGUCACGCCGUCCGGCGAGGUGGUGGGCCGGCUCACCAGCGGCGACGGCAAGGUCCUGUACGGCCGGCCCGUGGACGAAGACGGCGAUGUCGUCGACAAGAACGGCAACGUCCUGGGCAAGGCGGAGCGGUGGGAAGAACCCGAGAAGAAGAAGGAUCCCCUGGCCGGACGCAGAGUCAACCGCGAGGGCAACGUCGUCGACGAGGACGGCAACAUCAUUGGCAAGCUGACCAGCGGCGACCUCAACAUUUGCUCCGGAAAGGAGAUUGACGAUGACGGGGACGUUGUCAAUUCCAAGGGCAUGACCAUUGGUCACGUCAGUCUCCUCGAGGACAUCCCGCCCGAGCCUGAGGAGUCUGCUGAGGACAGGGAGAAGCGAGAGCAGGCCGAAAAGGACAGGAAGCUCGCCGGCCUGAUCGCCGCCUCCAUUGAGCAGUCUCUCGAAAAGAUCAGGCCCAUCCUCAGGAUGAUUACCGACAAGGUCGACAGGGCGGAGCGCACGCCAAAGGAGGAGCUUGACGAGGAACAGCUCGUCAGAGAGGUGAGGCCCCUCAUCGAAGAAGGGAGCAAAAUCCUUACCGAAACCAACGGCGCCAUCCGGGGUCUGGAUCCCGACGGCCGUAUCCAGAGGCAAGCCAAACACAAGGCUUCGACAAAGGAAGCGACUCCCGAGGAGCAUCAUCUUGCCGAGUUUCUCAAAGAGCUCACCGGUGACGUUACCCAAACCAUUGACAAUGCGAAGCGCAAGAUUGAAGGUAUGCCUCACGCCAAGAAGGAGUUGAACCCUCUUUGGGGCCUUCUCUCGGAGCCGCUGUUCCAGAUUAUCGCGGCAGUUGGUCUUCUCCUCAAUGGCGUUCUAAGCCUUGUUGGCCGUCUGUUGGGCGGUUUGGGACUUGGUGGAUUGGUUGAUAAUUUGCUUGGUACGCUUGGUCUUAACAGGGUGCUUGAAGGUCUUGGCUUGGGUAGUGUGACGAGUGCUUUGACCGGGAAGAAGGAUAAGAAAUAA